CUUCCUCUCUCUCUGAUAUCACCCAGCCUAUUCCCAGCAUUGUCCUGAGUGCCACCGCCGGGGACACCAGUCCUGCUAUGUGACAGUCACCAUGGGACCCAUAGGUGCAGCAGGCUUUGUGACGUCGGUCAUUUUCUGCUCCUUCCUAUCGAGGAAUGCCUUGGCCUCCGAUUCCAGGGCUUCUGUUGGAGAUGCAGCCUUAGGAGGUUCAGAGACCAAAUGUCCGACUCCCUGUCUGUGCAGCUUUGAAUACAAUGAUGAGUACAACAUGUUCUGCAGCUCCCGAAAUCUUUCCCUAAUUCCCGAUCAACUUCCCACUAACGUUCGAUCUUUAUGGAUUGAUGGCAACAACCUCACCACUCUGCCAAAGGAGGCGUUCAAAAAUUUGUCUCAGCUCGAUUUUCUAAACCUGCAGAGCAGCCAGUUGCAUAGUUUGGAACAGCAUGCCCUCCAUGGGCUGAAGUCCUUGGCCCACCUACACUUGGAAAGGAACUCGUUGAAGUUUCUGGCUCCCAAUACUUUUCUUCACACUCAGAAUUUGGUGUCUUUGAGUCUCAACAACAAUUACUUCACAAAAAUCGAAGACGGUUUGUUUUCUGGACUUUCAAACCUUUGGUACCUGAAUUUGGGCUGGAAUUCGCUGGUGGUGCUCCCAGACACGGUGUUUCACGACCUGCCGAAUCUCCGAGAGCUUAUAUUGGCUGGAAACCGCUUGACCUAUCUUCAUCCUCCUCUGUUCCUGAGUCUGGUUGAGCUCAAGGAGCUGGAUUUAAGUGGGAACCUUCUGAGGGGAAUAAAGGCUCACAUCUUCACAAAGCUACACAAGCUCCAAAAACUGUAUCUUAACCACAACAUUAUUUCUACGAUUGCGCCAAGAGCCUUUGUAGGCAUGAAAUCGCUCCGGUGGCUGGAUUUGUCUCAUAAUCGGAUGUCAGCUCUUUCCGAAGACACCUUUGUUGGGUUGUUGAGCCUUCAUGUUUUGAGAUUAUCCAACAAUUCCCUUUCAAGUCUUAGGCCUAGGGUCUUCAAAGAUCUCCACUUUUUAGAGGAAUUAAAUCUUGGGUAUAAUAAAAUUAAAAGUCUUACAGAAAGGGCAUUUGAUGGUUUGGGUCAACUGGAGUUUUUGUCGUUAAACCACAACAACAUUCAAGAGAUUCGUCCUGGGGCCUUUUCUGGACUUCUCAGCGUGGCAGUGAUGAACCAUUCUGGGAACUGUCUCAAAACUCUCCAAGAACAUUCUUUUCGAGGCCUUGGAAAGCUUCACAGCUUGCACUUAGAAAACAGUUGUCUCAGCAAAAUAAAACCACACAUGUUCUCAGGUCUUUCAAAUCUCAGGAGGCUCUUUCUCCAGCGGAAUGAAAUUUCGGUUAUAGACGAUAACAGCUUGUCUGACCUUCAAGAUCUGCUUGAACUUGACCUCCGGUUCAAUAGGUUGACUCAGCUUUCGGCCAAAUCUUUCACUGGGCUUAACGACCUCUCUUACCUUCUUCUUUCCAAUAACCAAAUGCUAACUAUUUCUUCAGAGACCUUCAGUCCAUUUCAGAGGCUUCAUUGGCUUGACCUUUCGGAUAACCAACUGAAUUCCAUGGCUGCUGAUGUGUUCCAGCCUUUGUCGCACUUGAGGUAUCUCAGUCUACAACGGAACCCUCUGAAAACCAUUUCUUUAAGUUUCUUGCUCACAAACUCCCCAUUGGAGCAGCUGUGGUUAAAUGGAAAUCAUUGGGAUUGCAGCUGCCCCCUUAAAGACCUCCGAAACUUCUGCUUAAGGAAUGCCACGAUUGUCCCACGGCUGGUGCAGUCGAUGUCAGAGGGUGAUGACAACAGUCCUCCAAGUUACAUCUACAACAACAUCACCUGUGCCAGUCCUCCUGAGGCUGUAGGCCUGGACUUGCGGGAUUUGACUGAUAAACACUUUUCUCAUUGCCCCUGAUAAUAUCGAGUUGGCAAGAUAAAAGAUUUGGUUGAAUCGCAAGAACAAACGUUCUACUUUUUCAUCUAUGUAGAGACAGUUUUUAUAUAGCAUGUCUACAAAAUUAGUUAGAAAGUGGAAUCAUCUCUCAUUUGAAGUGAAUGAAAGUAGAAGGAACACUGAAAAGAGUUUUUUGAUUUUCUGGAUUUCAGAUAGCUCACAGCUAUUUCCUCUUUCUCCAUGGGCUCUUGGCUACUGCAUAGCCAGUUGAGGGCUCAAAAUAUAAAGUAGACUCAAAGUUGUAUCCUGGCCUAGGCCAACAAGGGCAGUAUGAAAAGAGUCCCCGCCGGCUAGCGCUACACUGUUAGUGUAGCGCCAGUCUUAUGGGGCAGACUGGUUUGAAAGGCAAAUUAGUCUAGUGCCCCCAUAUGGGGGCACUAUCUAGUCUAGUGUUUUAUGGGGGCACUAUCCUGGCCUAGGCCAACAAGGGCAGUAUGAAAAGAGUCCCCGGCAAAUUAGUCUAGUGCCCCCAUAAAGCGGCCAC
Molecule: messenger RNA, 2453 nt
Organism: Rana temporaria (common frog)
Lineage: Eukaryota; Metazoa; Chordata; Amphibia; Anura; Ranidae
Gene: IGFALS
Product: insulin like growth factor binding protein acid labile subunit
Exons: 3
Coding region: 92-1930 (612 amino acids)
Cellular component (GO): plasma membrane
Molecular function (GO): protein binding
Source: RefSeq, a predicted model, not a curated record